GGAGGCACCGUGUCUGGUGACGGUCGUGAGCUGUGACGACCUUGACCACCGUUUGAUGUGAAUUAAUUUGAGUGCUGUGGCCUGUGAUGACGCAUUUCCCGGCAAAAUUCCAGAAUCCGCAGAAAACGUUUGCUGUAAGUAAUCAGUGGGCAGUUACCAGCUGAAUACCUUUAUUCAUGGCGUCUGAGCUGCCUGGCCUCACUGGUGAGACUCGGACACCGCUCGAUGGCGCCGGGGCGGCAGCGGCUGCCGACUGCUACUCCCUGACCGAGGUCGCCACCACCGCACAGCUCCUGGAAGACCUGGGAGGUUACGUCAUCACGCUAUGGGUUGUCGUCGGUCUGGAGGUGUUGUUUCUCUACGGCCUUCUGGCCAAGACGCUGUGGAGCGUGUACCACAAUGAGCGACUGCCCAAGCUGUGGCGGUCUGGAACCGUCUGGGCUAACUCAGUGCCCUCCUUUGUUGCUUUGAUGUGCCUCGGAAGCCUGGUUGUCCCGGCAUCCGACAGGCUUUUACGUGCGAUAAGGCUCAUAUAUCUGAGUGUUUCCUUGUCAAAGUUCGUCGAGCUGUGCCUGCUGUACUUUGGCGGCGAGUCGCGACUGUUGGCUGCCGUGGAGGGCAGCGCCGUUCCCCUGGCUGUUCCCCCGUGCUGCUGCUGCUGCCGUCCCUGCUGUCCGAGACCCACAAUCACAAAACGUAGCAUACGGGUGAUGAAGGUGCUCGUCUACCAGUUGCCUUUCAGUGUCAGCGGAUAUUUCUUCUUCUCACUUUACCUGUACUCAGCAGGAAUGCAAAAUGUUGGAGAGGCAUCUGGCGGUCCAGGACACGUGAUUCUUAUGGCACUGCAUGCCGUGGCGUUUCUCCUUGGCAUGUACGGCCUGAUCAUGCUUGAGACAACCACGAAAGGACAACUGCAGAGCCUUCGCUAUCGGGCAAAGUUCGCGCUAAUGAAAUUCACCGUGGUGAUCAUCAACAUCCAAAAGUUUAUCUUUAGCAUCGUCAUAUCCACCGGUGGCUUUACAUGUACUGCUUCAAUGUCGCCAGAGGUCUACGGCGCGUUUAUCCUCAACAUUGUGAUCGCCGCCGAGAUGCUGCUGUUUGGCGUGCUCAACCACUGGGCCUACCAGGCGGACGGCAGGUCGGUCGACGACCUCACCGCGGCCGACCUGACCCCCUCCGGCAGCCCUGCCGACCGCGCCGGCACUCCAACGUCACAGCAGACAUGGACGUCAACGGCGCAACACGAGAACGUCGGCGCAAAAAACGACCAACGGAUUCAGUGGAGCGUAGGCUGUGCCGCAAUGACUGUUACAUAACAGUUAUUAUGCUUCACCUUUUUCGUCUCGGAUGACAAUGAGGUAAACAAAAUUAAAGCAAAUGCUUCGGCUGUAUUGAUUGACUUUCUGUGCUGGUUUGAAAAGGACAAUACAAGAAAGAGAUGUCUGAGAAA
Amphibalanus amphitrite is the source of this 1450-nucleotide messenger RNA. RefSeq names its product organic solute transporter subunit alpha-like. The coding region runs from base 177 to 1316 and encodes 379 amino acids. The record is from RefSeq and is a predicted model, not a curated record. The transcript is spliced from 8 exons. Lineage: Eukaryota; Metazoa; Arthropoda; Thecostraca; Balanomorpha; Balanidae. Gene Ontology annotation, biological process: transport. Gene Ontology annotation, molecular function: transporter activity.